This is a messenger RNA of Geodia barretti, 1251 nucleotides long. The record is from the annotation of a GenBank genome assembly. Lineage: Eukaryota; Metazoa; Porifera; Demospongiae; Tetractinellida; Geodiidae.
GUUGAAGUAUUAUGAGUUGAAGUACUGCUGUAUUCACGGGGGGCAACCGUUCAAGGCCAAAGGCAGAGGGAUUAGGAGUACUUCGUAAGCCAUAAUUAUACCUACUCAUGCAUGUAGCUAGUGCCUAGUGGUUGUCAUCGAUCGCAGGACUUUCAAGCAAGGCUGCCCUUUCUACAUUUCCUUGAGAGUGAACGUGGACGGUAAUGCACUUGAGGUGAAGAGUGUUUGCCAAGAACAUAAUCAUGAAGUCUCCAUGGCAAGUUAUUCCUGCUGCUCAGCUGCUCUGAGGCUUUAGUGGUCACAUCUGAGCUAGCUUCGGUUGCAAGUGAAGCUUCACACGUGCAUUUUCAGCGACGGCUUGAUCUUCUAGGGGAUUUAAUUUCACACUGGAAAAGUGCACAUGAAGUCACCAUCACUGAAGUGGUUACAGGUAUGUAACAAUGGUUGUGUGGCUCCUACAAUUCUGUGUGUCUUGAAUAUUUAUAGAUGAAGAAAGUGAGCUGGAGAAUGACAAGAGUGACGACGAUUUGUUCCUCUGUGGACUCUGAGAACCCCAGCAACCAUGCAUCUGACGAACAACCUGGACCCAGUGGUUUCUCCAGCAAGGAAAUCCCUCAGAACUGUGAUCCCUGUGAGGAUGACGAAGAAAGAACACUAGGGCUAACUGUGCCUCCACUAGUCAAGAAAAGAGGACGUCCAAAGGGGCAUGGGUUAACAACGAUUGGCCUUCCAGCUAAACGUGCUAGAAAAGAACUUCUACGUUACAAGAAGCCGUGCAGUUUUAGCAAACUGCACGUGUCUGAAAAAGAGAAAGUUAUAUUGUCAUGGUUUGUUGAUGAGAAAGUGGCAGAAAGAGCCCUGAAGCACAACGAUCUUAUAGAGGAGGAAGAUGUCGAAUGUAAGCCUGAGAGGUUGCCUGAUUCCGUUCUUGAUGAGAAUGUGGACAUUCACCUUGCCCGAAAACACUUUACAACUGAAGCUUGGAUGUUGGUUCAAGAGGUUUUCAAGCAUAAAUCUGUUCACAUGGCCUGGAUCUGUCAUUCUUGUCACCACAACCUCCAUUUUGAGCAAUCUAUUAUUUGUGAUUCAUGCUUACUUUGGUUUCAUUUCAAAUGUGUUGGAUUAGUGAGACAGCCUAAGUGUAAGAAUUGGUUUUGUAGGUCAUGCACUGCAAAAGCCAAGUAGCAGAUCUGCGUUUUGUGUAUAUCUCAUUUGUGUGCAGUUGUUUCACAUUGUAUUGUAUUAUGGAAA